This is a messenger RNA of Pseudopipra pipra, 1088 nucleotides long. Its product is annotated as zinc finger protein 239-like. Lineage: Eukaryota; Metazoa; Chordata; Aves; Passeriformes; Pipridae. Bases 1 to 600 code for a protein of 199 amino acids. The transcript is spliced from 2 exons. The record is from RefSeq and is a predicted model, not a curated record.
AUGCCCGGCAGGGAGAAGCCCUUUAGGUGCUUGGAAUGUGGGAAGAGCUUCAGGGGCAACUCCAACCUGAUCCAACACCAGCACAUCCACACUGGGGAACGGCCUUACAAAUGUGGGGAAUGUGGGAAGAGCUUCAGGGACAGCUUCAGUCUCAUCCAACACCUGCACAUCCACACUGGGGAACGGCCCUAUUUGUGUGCGGAAUGUGGGAAGAGCUUCAGGGACAGCUCCAAUCUCCACAACCACCAGCGCAUCCACACUGGGGAACGGCCCUACAUGUGUGGGCAAUGUGGGAAGAGCUUCAGCAAGAGCUCCAGCCUCCACAUCCACCUGCUCAUCCACACCGGGGAACGGCCCUAUAUGUGCUUUGAAUGUGGAAAGAGGUUUCCAACCAACGCGAAUCUCCUGCAGCACGAGCGGACGCACACGGAUGAGAGGCCCUUCCGCUGCACUGACUGCGGGAAGGGCUUCAACCGAAAGUCCACCCUCAUCACCCACCGGCACAUCCACACUGGGGAGAGGCCCUACAAGUGUGGGGAGUGUGGAAAGAGCUUCACCCAGAGCUCUAACUUGACCAGACACCAGCGGACCCACCAGUAAGAGAAGCCCUACCAGUGCCCCGACUGCAGGAAGAGCUUCGGCCGCUGCUUCCACCCCAAAUGAAGCCCCUGAUGAGGAGGCAACCCCUGGAGUCCAGUGACUGUCAGUCCAUCCCUUUCGACCACAAAGGGCCAGUCCCCUUUCCCAGGGGCAGCUUCUUCCAUAAGAACCCGUCUUGGGGGGUGUGUGGAGAUUCCUGCCUUGGCUGGGGACCCCCCAGGGUCACUCCUGGAGGUUGAGAGCAGAGAUCUCCCCACGAGCGUUGGUCUGGGGGAGUUCCAUCCAUCUCUAAUUAAAAUUAUUGCUUUUUUGCCAGCUUGAGUAGAAUUGCUUCAACAAUUGCUUUAGUGUAGAGCCCUGUCCUGUCUUAUCCUGUACUCCUGGUAGUUUCAGCUGAGGAAGAUCUUUUGUCUGAUCAUUUGUAACGCUAAAUAAUUCAUUUCUAUCAAUAGAUCUGAUUUGCCAUCAUUAAAAGCUGGGGGACAAAA